GUCUUUAUGUAUUUUUUAUUGAUAUUUAAUAUGUCCCAGAUUCUUUAAGUGCAUGGUGAGGAAGGGAGUGUUUUAAAAGUGGGUAGGAUGUCAGGUAAGCAUGCAGAGCGAGUAGAAGUUUGCCAGGGAAGGAGGCAGAAGGACAGUGUUUGGUGGGCAGAACAUCUUUCAAGAUUACAUUUGGUAGAAAGGACAGCAAUGCAAACACUAAGAUGUGCCGGUGAACUUUGCAGGAUCUAUGAGUUUCAUUUUGUUGGUGCAAAAAGGAUGCUGUAGGAAUGGUUGGGAACGAGGUGACUACCUAGCUCAGGCACGCUUCUGAAAGCCUUUCUAGUACUAUAGGAAGGAGGAGGUCUGCUGUAGACCUUAAGAAAUUUGUCAGAAUGCUUUUAGCUGCAAAUAAUAAUAGGAGACCUAAGUAACAGUGGCUACAGCAACAGGAACCAGGGUUGUUUAGAAGGUUCAGUGAUGUCAUCAGGAUCCCAGAUGCUGUCCCUCCUUCAGCAGUGAGGCUGCUGGCGUGUGAUGUCGCCUUUCCUGGUCUGCUGAUUGGCAGCAGCUCCAAGCGUCAUCUUCUCACAUGACAGUAUCCGCAGGCGAGGAGGGCUGCUUCUCUCUGCAUGUUUUCUGUUAAUGAGGAAGAAAAUAGAGAGGCUGCCGGUAGGCUUCCCCUAGCAUCUCACUGGCUGUGUUACAUCACAUGCUCAUUCCUAAACGCCACUGGGGAAGGAGAUGUAUUUACUGUGAUGACCGCAGAAUAAUCAUUUCUCUUUUUGCAGCUGAGAAUGUACCUUCUUCGCAUACUGGGGCAGAAAAUACCCAAGAAAAGUUGCAGUUGUCCAGCAAGGACAACGAAGAAGACAUGGUUGCCGAGCUGGGAGCCAGCAAUGGCAGCUGCACGGAGUCACUGAAGAGUGUUGAGAAGAAGACUUUAAGGGUUAAGUUUCCAUUGAGGAUUGAAGAUCUCUCUGUAAGCAGUGUUUCAUCCAUAUAUUGUAUUGAUGAUUCAUGGCAUUCAGCAGAUGAUGACGCAGAUCUUGCUCCGAAGAAAGUCUGGCAUCCAAGGUCCACAAAGCCGAUUCAGGCCUGGCAAGAUCCCACGAUAAACACAGAGGCAAAAGAUGGUGUUUUGAAACCAGGAACUAGCGCCUCCUUUGAGGACAAUAAUUCUGAUCAUAAAAAUGAAGAUGUGGUUACAACCUUUCCCGAACCAUCAACCGAAGUUCCAGGCUUUUCUCAUCCUGCCUUCCCAGCACCGGAACCUCUCCCAUCUUCAGCAGUCUUUGGUGUUACAGAGGAAGAAGCAGCAAAGCCAAAAACUGGGGGAAAAGAGAACGGCACUCGGACUAUUAACAGUGUCCUAAAGGAGCAAGCAGAUCAUAACAAAUUGGUUUCUAUUGAUGGAGCACAUAAAAAUGACAAAGGUGGCAAAACCUCAGCAUUAGGAUUAGAAGAAAAGGAAGCUGUAGAACCAUCCUGGGACUCUGAGGUAGAUCUGCAACGAACAUUUCAGGAGAAGAAAAAGCAUGGGGAAUAGUAAUAAAUACAUGGUGUUAAAAUGCCAGCAGUUUGGUUUAGUGAUGUUUUACUGAGAACAGCCCAGUUUGGGCAGGGAAAGUAGCGUGCACUGAGUACUUUUAUGGCGACCGAAAUGAAGGAAGCUAAGUGCAGGGUAGUGGUGACCUAUUCCAAGGUGAUAGCUGUGGAAAGAGGUCAGAAGAGCCCAAGCCCUUGGAUCUCGGUAGCUCCUGCCUAGUGGCACAGCACUGUACUUGAAGUCAGCAGACGUGGUAGCAUCCUGGUUCUGACCCACUGUGGGAUCUUGGGAAAACUUGUCUGACUUGUUUGAAUGUCAGUGACCUCGUUCAAAAAUAUGAUAUUGACACCUAAACUUCAGGUUAUGUGUCAUGAACAAAAAUGUGGUAACAAAUGUGAAAACACAUUGUCAGCUGUAAAGGAUGCUAUAGAAAUGUAAGACAGAAUGAUGACAGUAGCCACUAGUGACCUACUAAAAUCUUGAGGACGCUUUUUUAAAAUCUGAAGGAUGAUAAGAUGGGAAAGUUAGAGCGGGCACGGGAUUUCUCAUUUGGGGUAUGUUGAGUGUCGGUGGGCUGUUAUCAGACAUUUCCGAUAGGUAUAUAGUGCUUUGGUACUUGGUGACCUCUGGGUAUUUUAGAUGUUUUGACCUUAAAUAACUUCCUGUUCCUGAACACCAGCUAUGCAUCGGGCCGUUAGACACUGAAUGUAGCAGUUGAGGGGUUAGGCUGUAGUGGCAGGAAAAGAAGAACAAGUAAACAGGAACCGUAUUUCAGGGACAGUAACUCCUUCUAUGAGGAACGUGGAGAGAGUUAGGUUAGACAACCGUGGGGGAGUUUGUAGUUAGGACUGGGGUGGAGUAAGGGUGGAAUUUAGGUAGUCAGACAAGAGCUGAGUGUGACCAAAGCUGCCAGGUGACGGACAGGAAGGAGCCAGCACACGAAGGUCCAGGGGAGGGAUGUUCCAGACAGAGAGAUCAGCGGGUCCCGUCUGCUCAUCACGGUGCUCCAGCAUCUUGGAGUGGCCAGGAAGCAGCAAGUGGGUAAGCGUCCUUAGCAUCACCUUUAUCAUUGGUGUGUGUAGAAAAGACAACGUGCAUGAUAAGGGCCUGGCAUGUGCAGAUGGUCAAUAAACAGUGUUCUUAUUCUUCCCAUAUUAAAGUAAAGCUUAUGGUACUUUUUGAAGAGCUGCAUAACUACAUUUAAAAUUUUUCUGCUGUUAAUUUAAGCAUAAA
Molecule: messenger RNA, 2770 nt
Organism: Camelus dromedarius (Arabian camel)
Lineage: Eukaryota; Metazoa; Chordata; Mammalia; Artiodactyla; Camelidae
Product: ankyrin repeat domain-containing protein 26-like
Exons: 8
Coding region: 701-1537 (278 amino acids)
Source: RefSeq, a predicted model, not a curated record